Molecule: messenger RNA, 1203 nt
Organism: Geodia barretti
Lineage: Eukaryota; Metazoa; Porifera; Demospongiae; Tetractinellida; Geodiidae
Source: the annotation of a GenBank genome assembly
AUGACCGCGAAUACGACUGCGCAAGCUGAGGCUGUCCGAAAGGGAGUCGGAGGAAAAUCGGAGAUGAUUGACCUUUCCGGUUCGGACGCGCCGCUCCGCUUCACAGGCACUGUCGUGCGCCGUGUUGGAGAACAAUUUCCUGAAUGCUAUGCGGCGACAGCUAAAGUCCAGUUGAUUAGUAACUUCAUCCCCGCAGUGCUGACCGGUAACGCCGAGGUGCCUAUUGAUUACGGAAACGGAUGUGGGAUGUCGCUUAUGAACUAUCGGAGCAAGGUGUGGGAUGCCGCACUAUUGGCAGCGACCGCGGACGGCUUACCGGGUGGUAUGGAAGCACUCCAAUCGAAAUUGCCCACGCUCGCACGUCCAGAUUCCAUUGUGGGGAGUCUCGCCGCGUAUUACAUAGAGAAAUAUGGCUUCGAUGGCCGCUGCGCGGUGAUCGCGGGUUCUGGCGACAAUCCGCAGUCGAAAGUGCCUGUUGCCGGAGAUUUGCUUAGCCUCGGAACCAGUUUCGUCAACAUGGUGUCAACCGACGGGGAUACGCUCGACCCAGAGGGAUUUGCCAACGCAAUGUACGAUGGCAUCAACCGUCCGUUUAUGUUCGGAUGUCGCACAAACGGUGCAAUGGUAUGGGAUGCCGUGAGGAGUCAUUACGGCUUGGCGAAAGAGGAAUACGCGCCCGCAGAAGUUGCGUUGCAGACAGUUGUCCCCGGACAGUUUAUGACUUUUUGGCAACCUAAGACUGAGUCCUUUCCAGUCUCUGGUGCGUUUGAGUUAAUCCGCGCCACCGCACAAUCCACAUUAGCAGAAGAUUAUACCGGUAUUAUUGAAACGAGCCUCGCCGCAGUUUACAUUUACUCCGCUGUCUUCACAAAGCAGACGCAGGAACCGUUGUUUGUAACGGGCGGCGCAACAGACAGUCCUGAAAUCAUGCGGCGUGUCGCGGGAAUCUGGAAUAGACCGACGCUUCCGGUAGAGAAAGGCGGUGCGGCACUCGGUGCGGCUGUAGCAGGGGUCAAGGCCCUUUUUGACGCAGAUUCCGAUACGGAGACAGAGUCUUUUGAUAUUGAGGCGUUCAGUACGGCGGUCUUGAAGCGCGGUGAACCGAUCCAACCGAAUCCUGCAGACGUUGCCGCCUAUCAUGGUGAGGGGAAAUACCUCCAGCAGUUUCAGGAGAAAUACGAGCAAAUCCUGGUAGAUUUUUAA